UUUUUUUUGCUUAUCAUGUAUUGCGUUUUAAGAACAAUGGAUAACGAAUUCAUCCUAUGUAAAUAAGCCGGAAAUUAUAAAUGAAAUGAUAUCAGUGUCACAAAUACUAUCUCUUCUGUUUAUUCAUCUUUCUUGUAUUUCAUGAAGAAGUUAUCUUUAUUAGGACAGCAGUCUUCAUCAACUAGCCUCAAGUCAUAUCAAGCCAUACCAAAGAACUCGUUUACCGAAGAAGAAAAGUCAUUUGUUUUAGUCACUACACUAGAAGAAGAAGAUUUAGAAUGGACUGAACAAGAAGAAAAACAAGUUUUGAAUAUAUUAGAUAAGCAUUUGAUGAUCUUUAUUUUGUUAAUGACAUUUGUAUUAAACAUGGAUCGAACAAACAUCUCAAAUGCUAUAUCAGAUAAUCUAGCCCAAGACCUUGGAUUCACAAACGAUGGCGUGAACACUGGAAUAUCUGUUUAUCAUUUUGUGUUCACCUUGUUUACUCUUCCUUCCAAUACAAUCUCGAAAAUGGUUGGGCCUCACCUUUGGAUACCCAUUUUGAUGUCGUCUUGGGCUGUUGUGACAUGGGCACAUGCACUAAUACAUGAUUUCAAUGGGUUUAUUAUCGUGAGAAUAAUGAUUGCGAUCACAGAAGCCGGAUUCAUACCAGCCUGUUUAAGCUACUUGUCACAGUGGUACAAAACACAAGAAUUAGCCACUCGACUGGCGUUGUUUUGGGCUUCUCAAGCAUUGGCAUCUUCUGUUUCGGGAUUAAUCUCAUUUGGUGUUUUUAGAAUGCGAGGUAUUUAUGGAUUGGAGGGAUGGAAAUGGCUUUUUAUAAUUGAUGGUAUUGCAACACAUAUUGUUGGAAUCAUUGCCUUUUUCUAUCUACCUUCAUCCGCAAGCCAUACCAAAGGUGGAUUGAGGGGUCGAGAAGGCUGGUUGACAAAGAGGCAAAUAAGAAUAGCAAUCCAGAGAAUCAUUAAAGACGACGCCACCAAAAAAGAACAUCAUAAGCCCAUCACUCGCAAAGAUGCUUAUGAUGCUUUCAUCGAUUUUAACCUUUGGGUUCAUUUGUCCAUCACGUUCUUAGGCAUGAUGUCAAACACACCUAUCCAAAGCUAUUUGCCUAGCAUAAUUAAAGACGCUGGGUUUUCAACGACAACAGCAAACUUGCUCACAGCACCAUCACAUAUCAUAGGUCUUGUUUUUUCAGUCAUCAUUGCACAUAUGUCUGACAAGCAUGGCAACGUUUCACUUUAUGCCCUGAUAGGAAGCUCGUGGGCGUUAAUAGGGUUUACUCUGUUGGAGUUUUUACCUGAUACAACAGGAAGAUGGGAACUCUAUUUUGCAGCUCUUUUCACGGCUUCAUCACCUUCAUGGCAUGGUAUGCAGAUAGCUUGGAUGUCAGCAAACUUAGCUCCAAUUGGAAAGAGAACAUUGGCUUUGGCAGCGGUCAUAGGAGCAGCCAAUAUCAAUGGCGUGCCAGGAUCGCAGAUUUAUCAGACAAGUGAUGCACCUAGAUUUAGAAGAGGCAACAAGAUCAAUAUAUUUCUGAAUAUUACAACAAUUCUACUAUUUAUGUUUCAAAGAGGAAGAUACAAGCUAACAAACAAAUGGCGAAAUAUUAUGUGGAACAACAUGACAGCUUCUGAGCAAAAAGAAUACAUAGAAGAAAACAAAAGUAUCGGAAAUUAUGGACUUGAUUUUCAAUACAGACUUUAAGUAGCAAUGCAUUGUAUUUUGUAUAUGUAUAGAAAAUUAAGUGUUUAUUUGUUAUGUAUAUUGAAAAAAUUCAGAGGCUGGAAUAAUUCUUUGUCUUCGAUUAUAAUAAGCAUG
Messenger RNA from Gilbertella persicaria, 1821 nucleotides. Its product is annotated as major facilitator superfamily domain-containing protein. Bases 142 to 1707 code for a protein of 521 amino acids. Gene Ontology annotation, molecular function: transmembrane transporter activity. NCBI's taxonomy places the organism in Eukaryota, Fungi, Mucoromycota, Mucoromycetes, Mucorales, Choanephoraceae. Gene Ontology annotation, biological process: transmembrane transport. The transcript is spliced from 6 exons. The record is from RefSeq and is a predicted model, not a curated record. Gene Ontology annotation, cellular component: membrane.